Messenger RNA from Acytostelium subglobosum LB1, 2208 nucleotides. RefSeq lists its product as hypothetical. The record is from RefSeq and is a predicted model, not a curated record. Lineage: Eukaryota; Evosea; Eumycetozoa; Acytosteliales; Acytosteliaceae. Gene Ontology annotation, molecular function: glutamine synthetase activity. The annotation marks the transcript as partial. The transcript is spliced from 2 exons.
AAGAUGUCUUUUGCCAACACACGUAGAGCUAAGAUCAUCGAGUCCAUCGACCGAAGAGUGCCAGUGGCGGCAGAGUGCCAGAAGCUGAACACCGCUGAGGACCUGACAGAGAUCUAUGACUCGGACACUUAUGGCCUCAACGCCAUGCGUGAGACCCUGCCAUCGCAUUGCUACAAGAAGAUCCGUGAGGUCAUUGCCUCUGGCCAGCCACUCGACCCAGCCAUCGCCGACAUGGUUGCCAACGGAAUGAAGGAGUGGGCCAUCAAGCGUGGCGCCACUCACUACACUCAUUGGUUCCAGCCACUCAACGGUCUGGUCGCCGAGAAGCACGACUCGUUCGCCUCCAUCUUCCCAGGCGACGAGCGUCUCUUGCUCGAGUUCUCAGGCAUGCAGCUGAUCAAGGGUGAGCCCGAUGCCUCUUCCUUCCCCUCGGGUGGUCUGCGUUCCACCUGGGAGGCCCGUGGUUACACCGUCUGGGACGCCACCUCGCCAGCCUUCAUCCGCAAGGACGAGAAUGGCUCCACACUGUGCAUCCCCACCGCCUUCUGUUCGUGGACCGGUGAGGCUCUCGACCAAAAGACACCACUUCUCCGUUCCAUGGAGCGUGUCUCUGAGGAGUCCGUCAAGGUUCUCUCCGCAAUCUUCAAGGAGAACUACAAGACUGUCUACCCAACCUUGGGUAUUGAGCAAGAGUUCUUCUUGAUCGACAGACAAUUCUACCUCGCCAGACCAGAUUUGAUUCAAUGUGGCAGAACCUUGUUGGGAGCUAAGCCACCAAAGGGACAGGAGCUCGAGGACCAUUACUUUGGUACUAUGAACUCUAGAAUCGUCGCCUGUAUCCAGGACGUCGAGUGGCAGAUGUGGAGACUUGGUAUGCCAUUGAAGACCCGUCACAAUGAGGUCGCUCCAGGCCAGUACGAGGUUGCCCCAAUCUUUGAGCGCGCCAACGUCGCCAGUGACCACAACAUGGUGUUGAUGGACGUGCUCAAGGCCACCGCCAUCCGCCACGGACUCGUCUGUCUGUUGCACGAGAAGCCAUUCGAGGGUGUCAACGGAAGCGGCAAGCACAACAACUACUCGCUCGCCACCAACACUGGCUCCAACUUGCUCGACCCAGGUACGACCCCAGCCCAGAACGCCCGUUUCAUUUGCUUCUUGACCGCCAUCAUCCGCGCCGUCGACAUCCACGCCGACCUCUUGCGUGCCUCCGUCGCCAAUACUGGUAACGAGCACCGUCUGGGCGCCAACGAGGCCCCACCCGCCAUUAUCUCCAUCUACCUCGGCGCCGAGCUCGACCGCGUCGUCCAGGACAUCAUCAACUCGACCACCAACGACGCCGCCUACGAGGGUGGCGAGAACAUCAAGCUCGGUGUGGGCGCCUUCCCACCCCUGCCACGUGACUCCACCGACCGCAACCGUACCUCACCAUUCGCCUUCACUGGUAACAAGUUUGAGUUCCGUGCGGUCGGCUCCAGCCAGGCCGUCGCCUUCCCAUGCAUCAUCUUGAACACCAUCGUCUCUGAGUCCCUGCGCUUCAUCCGCACUGAGAUCGAGCGUGAGCUGUCCAACCACAGCACACCAAACAAGGCGUUCAACCACGUCAUCAAGGACAUCCUGUCCAAGCACAACAGAGUCAUCUUCAACGGUGACGGCUACGGCCAGGAGUGGCGCGACAUUGCCGCCAAGCGCGGCCUCGCCAACCUGCCCUCCACCCCAGAGGCCCUCGCCAGCCUCAACUCGGAGAAGAACAUCAAGUUGUUCGAGUCAUUCCAAAUCCUGUCCCAGGUUGAGUUGCAAUCACGUCAGCACAUCCUCUACGAGAUCUACGUCAAGAACAUCACCAUCGAGGCCAAGUCCCUGUACGACAUGGUUCAGACCAUCGUGCUGCCCGCCGCCAUCAAGCAUCAGAGAAACGUUGCCGAGUCGCUCAACGCCGUCAUGCCAUUCGUCCAAAGCCAGAAGAACCUGCCACUGCCAACCCACCAGAUCAACAUGCUUGCCGACCUGGUCAACAACAUCAACUCGCUGGUCGAGCUGAACGCCCGUCUGAUGGCCGCCGUCAAGGCAUCCAAGUCACACAACGAGAAGGAGCACGCCUUCUCUUUGAGCUCCAGCGUCAUCCCCGUCAUGAAGGAUGUCCGCAAGGUUUGCGACGGUUUGGAGUGUGUCAUCGACGACACCAUCUGGCCAAUUCCCAAGUWAAUCUGA